Molecule: messenger RNA, 2749 nt
Organism: Emys orbicularis (European pond turtle)
Lineage: Eukaryota; Metazoa; Chordata; Testudines; Emydidae
Gene: GRAP2
Product: GRB2 related adaptor protein 2
Exons: 9
Coding region: 215-1108 (297 amino acids)
Biological process (GO): regulation of MAPK cascade; signal transduction
Cellular component (GO): cytoplasm; nucleoplasm; plasma membrane
Molecular function (GO): phosphotyrosine residue binding
Source: RefSeq, a predicted model, not a curated record
GUUUGUGGUUUGCACAUGACUACCUGAUUGGCUGAACUUCAUGGUGAAGAGAGGAGGGUGCACGGGGUGAAAGGUUUGUUGUAUGGUCCUGAAUGGCUCCACAAGCAUCGACCCUUGAUUCUGCAAGUCUGGAAUAUAACAACCAGAAGCAAAGCAAAGACUCUUUCUCAGCCUUCCCUACUCUCAAAGCUUUGCCCUGUCACCAAGGCACAGUAUGGAAGCCAUUGCCAAAUUUGAUUUCAAUGCUUCUGGAGAGGAUGAACUGAGUUUCCGUACCGGGGACAUUCUGAAGAUUUUAAGCUCCCAGGAAGAGUGGUACAGGGCUGAGCUGAGAAGUCACGAAGGAUAUGUCCCCAAGAACUUCAUAGAUAUUCACAUUCCCACCUGGUUUAAUGAAGGGAUAUCCCGCCAUGAGGCAGAGAACUUACUCAUGAGCAAGGAAGUCGGCUCUUUCAUCAUCCGAGCCAGCCAGAACUCCCCUGGUGACUUCUCCAUCUCUGUCAGGCAUGAGGAUGAUGUCCAGCACUUCAGGGUGAUGAGGGAUACAAAGGGCAACUACUACUUAUGGACAGAGAAAUUCCAGUCACUAAACAAAUUGGUGGAGUACUAUAAGACCUCCUCUAUCUCCAGACAGAAGCUGAUAUUCCUGAGAGAUGGGAGCCAAGAAGAGAAGGAGAGGCGUGGUGGGAGCCUGGAACGGGGGGCACAGGAAGGACUCCGCCUGAGUGGAGCAGCUGGAGAAAUCCGAGCAUCAAUGUCCAAGAGAUAUGCAGAUCCCUCACCACCCCUGCAGCAGCAGCAGCAACAGGACAGAGGUGGUGGGAGCCUGGACAGAAAGGAUGGGCUUCAUCGCCUCAGAGACCAUGGAGAAGGGAGUGCAGCAUCCAUGUACCGGAGACAAACAGAACCAUCAUUUCAACAAUCACAGCAAACACUAUGGGUCCAAGCCCUGUAUGACUUUGAGGCAUUGGAGUGUGAUGAGCUAGGAUUCCGCAGUGGAGACAUCGUAGAAGUCCUGGACAACUCUAACCCGUGUUGGUGGAAAGGGCGCCUGCGUGGCAAAUUGGGUCUCUUCCCUUCCAACUAUGUUACACCAGUGACCCGGUGAUUCUGCAGCAUUCCAAGAUGCGUUGGGAUGGAGCUGCUCUGGUGUGUCGGGGGCAGAGAGAGCAUCUUCCAUGCAACCAGAACAUACCACGUUUUUAUUACAAUAAUAAUUUAUUGGCAGCUGAUCCAUUGAUUAGUUAAUAUUAAAGGGAUCUCUGGAGAGCGGUGGGGGUUUUCUCUCCUUUUACACUCCAGUGUUAGAGGGAGCAAGAAUCCUGGAUCGUCCAUGAGGUCUUGCUGGAUCCUGCCUGCACUGCCAUCAUUUUGGCAAAAUGUUGCUAACUCAGACUUUGCUAAAUUAGAUAAGUCACAUGGGAACCCACCUCAAGCAAGCCAGGUUUCAGCUUGUAGGCAGCCCCACCUCCUCCAACAUCUGAGCACCACCUUUUGGACCUUGCGACAUGCCAUCUAGCAGAGGAAGGGAUGUGGUCCUGUAAACUGGUGUACAGAGCAAUCCAAUGUGGAACCAAUAUGUGGGGAGAGAGAGAAACCAAGUUCUUUGCAGCUUCUUAUAGACCUGCCCUCAUGCACUCCUGCCCAUACCACAUGUACUCCUGUCCACUGUCCAAGCUGCCUUCCAAGAUAUGCUGCACUUUCCAUUAAACAGUCCUGUAAGGGGGCCUGGCUUUUCAACCAAACCAAUAGUCACCAGCUGGAAAUAUGGUGGAAGUCACCAAUAGUUUUGUUAAAUUGAAAUUUUUUUGGUGGUAUGUUGCUGCCUAAAAAUCUUCCUCCUAUAUUUUUGGGAAUCUGGAAUCCCUGUUUAUAUAACCUUGAGUUGCUGGUAACAUGUAUCAUCCACCUCUGUGUAUCUAUGUGAACACAUACACACACAAACGAAUAUACAUACACACACUCUCCUGCAAAGGUAUUUGAUCAUUGCGGGGACGGCAGAAGACAACCAUAUAUGGUUGUGUAGCACCGUGCUGUCUUUAGAAAUUGUCCCAAUUUCACAUCCCUGAUUUUCCACCCACCCCUCUCAUGGCCUGCAGCUUCCCCAUGCCUAGCUUCUUUUUCACCUCUCCUGAGUAUCCAUCUCUCGGGUCUCUUGUUAUGAAUAUUACUAUAGUGCCAGAAGCAAUCUCUAGCUAGCACUAUUUUGAUGCUAGAUUCCAGGCAGGGCUACUACUCUACUUGUGGGAAUGCAGUGAAUAAAGUUGCAAUCAAGAACAGUCUCCUCUAUAUACCUGUUUCCUUUGAACUAAAUAAGGUAAAUGCCCAACACAUUGGAAACAAGAUUGAAAUUUUAAAAAAGGAGAGAGUUGUACAAAUCACCAAUUGUGACAUAAAUGAAUUGCAAAUACACAUUUAAAAUGAUCAAAAUCUUGAGCGAGAGCAUUGAGUAACUGCUACUCAUGCAAGUUGAAAUUUAGCAAGCUGCCUGAAUAAAAUAGUUUCCUACCAUGUUUAAGACCUCAGGAGUCAGCAAGGAAGUGCUGAUUUCAGUUUAUUUGGCAUGAAAGAAAACACAAACCAGACCCAUCAGUAAAAAUGGACUUGAUAAAGGAUAAAACCAAUGGGGAAAAAAGAAAAGAGGAGCCAGGCUGAAUGCCAUCUAAUGACAUGGCAUAAAUACCAUUGUCACAAGAUGUGCAACAUUUGCUGUUCUUGAGUAGUAAGGAGCUUUUCUGGAAUGCUUGAG